This is a messenger RNA of Diorhabda carinulata, 12641 nucleotides long. RefSeq names its product U2 snRNP-associated SURP motif-containing protein-like. NCBI's taxonomy places the organism in Eukaryota, Metazoa, Arthropoda, Insecta, Coleoptera, Chrysomelidae. Bases 6429 to 8342 code for a protein of 637 amino acids. Gene Ontology annotation, molecular function: RNA binding. Gene Ontology annotation, cellular component: nucleus. The record is from RefSeq and is a predicted model, not a curated record. The transcript has a single exon. Gene Ontology annotation, biological process: RNA processing.
UUGCUGUUUGUAUUAACCUUGAUAAUUUUUAAUAUAUAUGAAGAUUUAGAAGCAUCGGUGCAUCAUUUUAAAGAUGACAGAUUAGAUUUUAGACGUGCGGUGUUAAGGUUCGAUUUUACAGAAAACGAAACGGCAUUCAAUAUGAAAAUUAACAUACUAGGUGUUUCCAAAGUUAUUUUGAGGAUUUCUGUGGAUGAUUCGUUAUUUAAUUUUGAGAUGAAAAGGUUUUACAAACAUGUGUGCUAAGUCAAAUUAGUCUGUUCUUCACCAACGCCCCCCAUCCCCAUCUUCUCACAUUCGUUGUUUGUAAGUCUUUGUGAACUGAUACGGGGCCUGCCUCCUCAUUCUUUGAAAGUUGCCGAACCAUCUCAACCUCUGGCGUUUAGUAUUUUAUCUAUUUUCCCUUUAUAUCGGAUUCUCCAGUCUGCUUCUUUCAUUCUAAUUCCUCCAUAUAUUCUUCUGAUAAUUUUCCACCUAACAAUCAUUACCACAAGUUACGGUUGGUCUGGUUAGAGUCCUGUAGGUUUUUAAUGUCAUUUUUCUUGUGGUUAGUUUGUUUUACAGGGUUUCAGGUUUGCAAAAUAAUCUAUUACCACUUGGUAUUCUUUCUUGUACGGUUCUGCUUGGUUUUCCUCGAAAUGUUUAAGUUUUUUGGCACCUUUGAAAGUUUUAUCAUCUAUUAUGAAAUCUUCUACUCUUUUAUAAUAUUCUGAUGCCAUUUUCUGGAAAAUGUAUAUGUGAUUCAUGCAUUAGGAUGCUCUUUUAUACAUUUUGUAGUGAUUGUAUUUUGGAUCGGAGAAGGAUCUCCACACCUGUGGCCUCCACGGUCACCAAGAUCAUCAUUGUGAUCUUAUUUACAAAAUUCCAGGCUUAAUUAACGAUAAGACUUAACACACAUGUUUAUAAGAGUUUUUCGCACAUCGCCCACAGAAUUCUUGCAGAUUACUUUAGAAACUGUAAUCGUAAGAUUUGUUGAACAUUUUCUAAGAUAAUGAUACGAGAAGUAUGCAAUAAGAAUGAUAAAAAGAAAUGUACAAAAGAGUUGUUAAAAAAAUCUUGUGAUAAGUAAUUGUAGUUGUGUAGAGACCAAAUGUUAUAUGGUAGUUGUGGGACAGUCAAAUUUUUAGGAGAGAAAUAUCCAGAUUAUUGAAAAUUCCACACUAGGAAUAUUACGGGUUCUAAUUUUAAUCAAUAGAUGAAAUAUACCAUUCGAUUAAAAAACUUUUCAUCUGGGAAUGACCAUAAAACGAUGUCAUUCAUGGUCAUAAUUUCGUGGAACAAACGGCAUUGUGUGAGAGUUGUGACAUAAAAAAAUUAGCAGAAAUAUGUGAUUUAAAACAGUGACAGAAUAUCAUUAGGGUAUAAACACCUAUUAAUGGUCGAUACCCAUGUAACACAGUUUUUCUAUUAUUUUGUUAAUUUGGAUUUUAUCAAUUUUUUUCAUAUUUGUACAACUUCUUUUUUAGUAGUAAAAAUUAAUCUGGAAGGUUGAUGAUCAGCUCCAAAAUGAUAUGAGAAUUUUGAAGAAAACUGCAGGAAUCGAAAAAAAGACCAAGAUACUGGGUUUUAUAUUUAUCCAGAGUCUUUCUGUGAUAUAGAAAAUUCCUCCCAUAAAUUUUUUUGAAGAAACCAGAAAAAAAAGCACCAUUGCAUUUCCUUUUCAGUAUCAAUCGCUUCAAAAAGUUCCUUUAGUAACUUUAAUACUGCUAGAUCCAAAAAGUAUUUAAAUUUGAAAAAAUUGAUACUAGCUCUCUCACAAAUCAGUGCCCAAAAGGUACUAGAGUAGAUUCUGUGAGGAGAAUUAAAUUUCACUUCACUUCACUAGGUAUAGUAGUUCAUUUGAACCCUAGAUCUGGAAGGUCGUGGACGUUCCUUUGCAAUUUUGAUAUUGUUACAUCCAAAAAUUAUCGGAAAUUUGAGAAAAACAAGGAAGAUAUGUUUUUUUACAUAUUAUAUCCCAACGUAAACUGAUUAGUGUAGAUUCAGUAGGGAGGAAAAUAAAAUUUCACUUUACCUAAUUAAGAAAACCUUGCAAUUGGAGGCAUACACAAUGAAUUAGAAGAUCUAAUCUUCUUGAAUGCAGCACAGACAAAGUAGUUCAUUUGAACCCUAGAUCUGGAGGGUUUGUUUGGAAAACAAGGAUUUCUUUCGAUUCCCUAAUGGUACUGGUUUAGAAUAUGAGUAAUAAUAAUGUUGUAUUAGUUUUUUUUAUAGUUUCAGUCACUAGUGUCACUAAUUUAUACGAGGAUCUUUGGAAAUGAUUAUAAUAAAUAUGAACCCUCACACAUAGCUGUUCCUUCCAUGCAAAUUUGCCAUAUUUUAGGAAACAUUUUUUCGGAUCGAACCUUUUAUAUUCCUUUAGAUUGUCUACUUUUAAUAUAUCAUAAGAUAGUAAAUCAGUAACAGUUAGAAAAGGGGAAAAACCUGAAAAUAAAAUUAUUAAAAAAUGCUUAUUAACUGAAAAAAACAAACAUCCUUAUAAAUGAGUGGAAUUAAUGUUCCUUUGGUUGAAAGUUUGUUUUGAAUAUACUAUUGAAAGCAAUGAAGACUGUCCAUAAUGUUUUUUUUAUACGAUGAUUAAUGUUUUAUAUAUGUAUUAAUGAUUUUUUUUUAAUCUUUGGGGUCUUUUUGUUAUUGCGUUUCACAAUCUCACGAAUACCUGUUGUAAAAACUUGAAAUUCAUUUAUAUUUUUCUCACAUUUGCCCAAAAUAAUUGUCAGAGAGAUCAAUCUUGUAAGACAACUUUAUUUGCGUUUGUUUAUGUUGCUAUUUUUCAUUAAAAUCUCAAUUAUAUUAUCUGUAAUACUUAAUAAUUCCAUUUUUUCCGUUUUCCAUAUUUUUAUUGGAACAAUAUUGUAUUCAAUCAACGCGCAGUCCUCUAAUUGUUCCGAUCAACCCUUUCCUGUAACUUCUCCGAAUUAAAUUUUAGGUAUUGUAAGCAACUUUGGGCUUCCUUAAUUUCAUAUCGAUUCUUAUUAUUUAUGUAAUCCUAAAAGGGCUAUACACAAUAUAAAUUACUUCUGUGUCAUAUGAAGAGGGCUAUAAAUAAUAUAAAUUACUUCUAUGUACUUUGAAAGGGGCUAUAAACAAUAUAAAUGACUUCUGUGUACUCUGCAAAGGGUUAUAAACAAUAGAAAUGACUUCUGUGUACUCUGCAAAGGGUUAUAAACAAUAGAAAUGACUUGUGUAAUCUGAAAAUGGAUAUAAAUAAUAUGAAUUACUUCUGAGUAGUGUUCUUAAGUAAAAAAUGUUGUUUUUCUACUAAAUCGUUUCAUCAAAUCUAUGUUGAGGUUGCAUGUGCACAUUUUAAGAUUGAAAAUUUUCUAUUUGAGGUUUAUCAUGAGGAGUUCAAUAUGAAAACUUCUCGUACAAAUAUGACACAAGCUUUUUAUGUAUCGAUAAAAUAUAUGCCAACGUUUUAACUUCAUUAUUUUGAAUAUUAUUGCCCAAUGCCCAAAAUUAUAUCAAAAGUUUGAUAGAAUUGAUGAUUUAUUAUUAUUGUUUGUUAUUAAAAAUGAUGGUUCCAUUGUAUAAAGGAGUUUUUCCAUAUCUAUGGAACAUUAUAAUCAGUGGUAGAUACAGACUUUAUCUAGCUAAACCUUAAGAAGCAUUAUUAUAAUAGAUAUUUCGAAAUAUAUAGAUUUCAAAUUUCCUAGAUUAGCUGUUUGUCAUCAUGCACUUCCUGAUUAUGCUAGAUUAUGUUUAAUUUUACUACAUCGAAGUAAAUUUUAUCAAAACCAUUUUAACAGAAGUAACAAAUACUUUAUAUUUAUUUCCAUAAACUUUUGAAAUGGCAUUAACAUCAGUCAUAGUUGCGGAAAUCCUAAUUUUUACCUAUAAAUUAAUAUCUUUUGUUUUUUACGAAGGGAAUCAUUCUUUUCCAUACUUUUCUUUUGAUUGGGUUAUGUAUAUUUGCCACAUGGAUGAAAACUUUCAUUCGUCCCUACUGUACUAUGUAACAUUAUUUUUUAUUAAUUUCAAAAGAUAAUGUUACUUUAUUUUGUUGAUACUGUGAUAAAUAUCUGUGAUACAACAUACCACAUAUGUAUUCAAUUUCAUGUUUUUAUUAUUAAGUUUUAUUUAAGCAAUCGUUUAUUGUGAUAUUUUUAUGGGAAACAAUAAUAAAAACUUCACCUUUAGUACAUAUUAUUUUUCACCCCUAUCAGUGAAAAAUUUUUAGUUCACUGAGUACAUUUUUUUCUUUAUCCCGUGAAGUAAUUUAUCUGUUUUAAACGUUGUAAUGUAAUAAAUAUAAUAAUUUCGGUGGUGAACUACUGUUAGGAAUUUUUUGAGUAAGAUUCGUUAAAAAAAAGUCGAUAUAAAUAAUUUGGAUAUUUGAAAUUGAAAAUUGAAAAAAUGAACGACUUUACAUCUAAUAUGAAAAUACUUUGGAAGUUCCAAUCUUUUUAAUCUAUUGUUUUUGCUUUUAAUUAUAUUAUCAUUUCCAAAUAGAAAUUUCAGUUCACCCUAUAAAGCUCAGAUUUUAUGCUAAUACAGUAUUUCACAUUUAAUGAUAUGAUUUAAAAGAAUCACACAUGUAAUUAGUAGGUUUGAACUAAUUUUUUUAAUAUGUGGAAAAUACUAGAUAUUGAACAAUUUGUUUUUUUUUCAUACUAAAAAAUUAGUGAUAUUGAAACAAUAAUCGGUUUUGAUUUAGAAAGAUUCUCAAAAAAUACCAAUAGCUUUUCUAGAUUAUAGUAUAUAUCCAAAGAUAAUUUUCAAUAACAGUUUUUUAAGAUACAAAAUCAAUUUUUAUAGAUCCGUUACAAUAUAUCCAAAGUUGUAUAAUGUGGAAAAUGUCUUAGUUAAAGUUUCAUUUUUGCAAAUCAUUUAUUAAAUCAAAAUGUAAUAUAGCUCACUGUAACAGUGUGAUUUCUUUUCACACUAUUUUUAUCAGAUUUAUUCGACUCGAAUCACUUUAUUUUCACAAUACACACACCACAAUUUAGGUCUACAGAAUCUUUUUAUCUUUCUUAAAAAUCUUCAAUUGGACUUUUUCCUCUUGUGAGCUUAACAGGAAUCCAUUAUCUUGCUGAUAUUAUUUUACCUCAGCUUCUUUUCUUUGUGAAAUGUUUCAUAUUGUUUUUCACAACAUGUUUUCAUCAAAUUUAUUUCACCGGAUAACUAAUUUGAAAUCACAUUUCCACUAUGUACACACUACAAUUUAAAGCAACAACAAUGAUUAUUCGAUCACAAUAGUUCACAGAAUUUCCUUUCCUUUUUUAAAAAUUUCAGUUGGAGGUUUUUCUCUUGUGAGCUCGUUUUACUUCCCACAGCAAUCCAGUAUUUUCCAAAUAUUAUUUCACUUAAGGUCAAUUUCUUAGAGAAGUGUUUCGUGUUGUUUUUCACAAAGUGUUCCAUUAUUUUAACUAAUUCGAUUUAUUUGCACUAUUCACACACUACAAUUCAAAUCUCCAACAGUGGUUAUUCAAUUAACGUCUAAAUGUCUCCUAUCUCCUAUUUUCUUAAUAGUUUGCAGAAUUUAGAGAUUAAAUAUCUUUUUUAAAAGCUUCAAUUGGACGUUUUUUCAAUUAUAAACCCAUUUUACUUCCAACAGGAUUCCAGUAUGUUACAAAUAUUAUUUCACUUUAGCCUAAUUUUUUAGAAAAAUGUUUCGUAUUGUUUUUCAGAGUUCUAAUGCUUUCAAUAAAGUAAUAUAAUCACUUUUAUAAUUUACUGAAGUUCUUGAUAUUUUAUUUUGACUUAAUUAAUUGCGUGAUCAUACAAUCACAACAAUAAUUGAGUGAAUAAAAUGUUUUAAAACUUUCAAUACAUCGACUCCAAUUUCCCAUACGCCAUUUUUGAUAUUUACAUCAAAAAUAUAUCGUAGGUUAAAACUUUUUCAUUAAUAAGUUCGCAGCAAAUAUAAAUUUUCACUUUUUAAAAAAAAACAAUAUUUUUAUAACUCACAUAGAUCGAUAAUAUUUAUUUUCUUCGGGAUUGUAUGGAAUGUUCUCUCUUUGGUAAACUACAAAUGUUUUCCGCCUUUAUAGGCAUGCGCCAGCACCGUCAGCUGUUCAGUACGAAUUCCCCCAUUUUUGUUUGUGUUAUUUUUUGGUAAUUUCAAUAUUGUCGUAACAUUUGGUUGAGUUGUGAUUAUAAAAUAAUGUAUUAGAAAACAAUAAAUUUCACAUUUUUAAUACUCACAAUUUAACAACGACGAUAAUCGAGUAUAAAGAAGCAUUUAAAACUAUACACUCCAUGCCGUAUUCCCAUUAUCACGUGAUCAUACAUUCGCGUCUCGUAAUUUCAUUUUUUAUGGGGUUCAUAGAAAGUUUAUUUAAAACAAAAAACCGAAAUACUGUAUUGUUUAAAAUUCACAGUUUCUUAAUUAUUUUAUAGAGAUGCUACGAAAGUUUUUAUAUUAUAUAUAAUGUCGAAAACAUAGUUUGUUAAUGUUUUUAAGUUGGCCAACGUGUUAUUGACAGAUGACGUUUAAAUAUAAAACUCGACGUUGUUUUAAACACAUUGUUGGAUUAAUUAUUAUAGAAAAUAUGUUUUCCAAACGAGAUUUUAAAAGAAAAAAGCGUGAAGAACAAGAAGCCGCCGCUCACGUAUUUCAAGAUUUCAUAGAAACGUUCCAAAACUCUCAAUCUUCAGUUGCAAAUAAGACGUUCGUAAGGUCGGGACUGCUAUACCCGGAUAAUCAAGAACAAGUUAACGAAAACGUUUCUAAAAUAUACAAUCCGAAACCUUUGAUUUGUACGAAACAAAACGAACCGAACAGUGCCGUAGAGUGCGCGAAAAUCUUAAAGGAUAAUAUACCGGAUAAAACGAAAAAACGUCUAAAACCAAAAUCUAAUUUGGAUUUGUUGAAAGAAGAAUUGAAAUUGAGACACGAUGAGAAGACGCGAGAAGAAAAGGGAAAGUUGAAGGAAGAAAUCAAUUUUCCACCAACGUCAACUUCCGACGUAGAUAAACAAGGCACGACAAAUUUAUUUGUAGCUAAUUUACAUCCGUCGGUAACGGAAAAUCACUUGAUGCUCGAAUUCGGCGCGUACGGUCCAUUGGCCAGCGUUAAAAUUCUUUGGCCGAGAGGCGAAGAGGCCGGUCGGAAUACAAACUGCGGAUUUGUGGCUUUUAUGAGUAGAAAAGAUGCCGAAAGGGCUUUGAACGAUAAUCAACAUCGCGAAGAUAUGAGAGUGUGUUGGGGUAGAUCGGUAGAACUUCCCUCUUUUCCGGUUUAUAUUCCGAAUUCUUUAUUGAAAUUGUACCUACCUCCGCCCGCAUCGGGACUACCUUUCAACGCCCAACCCCCAUCGCCGAACGGUUACCGAAACAUACAUGAUUGUUACGUAAAAGUAACGAUUCCGUUUAAUAAGAAAAUCCUGAUGUUGAUUCACAGAAUGAUCGAGUUUGUGGUAACGGAAGGGCCGAUGUUCGAAGCUUUCAUCAUGAAUCGAGAAAUCAAUAAUCCCGAUUACAAAUUUCUAUUCGAUUAUCAAUCGCCCAAUCACGUCUACUACAGAUGGAAACUAUUUUCAAUAUUGAACGGCGACUCGCAGAAAAAUUGGUCGAUGAAGAAAUUCAGGAUGUUCAAAGGCGGUUCGAUUUGGUGUCCGCCGAUAGCGCCGUCUUACACCGACGGUAUGCCCGAGGAAUUGUUUAUUUCGAAAAGCAAACCGAGAAAUAAAUUAUCCGACGCCCAAUGCGACAAACUGACGAAUCUCGUUAGGAAUUUGACGACGCAGCGACGUAAAAUUGCGGAAGCGAUGAUGUUUUGCGUGAAUCACGCCGAAGCUAUCGACGAUUCGAUCGAUAUAAUCACCGAUUCACUUUUGAAUCCCGACACCGGGGUUAUCAAGAAAGUCGCCAGAUUAUAUCUCCUAUCGGAUAUUCUAUCUAAUUGUAAAACUAAACGGAUCGAUUUACAAUACCAACAAGAAACGUUAUUCGAUAUUUUUAGAAUGCUCCGAACUAACGCCGAUUCUUUGAACGUUUGCGAUAAGGAUAGUUUGAUAUUGAGAAUACUGCGCGUGAUAAGACAUUGGGAUAUUUAUAAGAUGUUUCCGGUGGCGUUUUUGGAAACGUUGAAUAACAUGUUUUCGACGGAUGGCGUUAACGACGAAGACGAUACUUGUAGUAUAGACGGACCGCUAGACGGGGCUAAUUUACUCAAAAGAUCGGAAUGUUUGGAAACGGAAAAUGUGAAAAAAAUCGAUUCUAAUAUCGAUAUCGCGAAAUAUUUCGUACCAUCGAAAUGGGAUGCCGUAGAUCCGGACGAAGUCGAAUCUCAAGCGAUGUCGACGGAGAAAAUGUAUCUGAUGGAAAUCGAUAAAUUGGCCGAUGUGGGGGGCGCGAAAAAAAGAAAAAAGAAAAAACAUAAAUCUAAGAAUCACUGAAUUUUUGUUGUUUUAUUAUUUUAUAUGUUUCUCGAUGUAUAAUUUGCGAAUAAACAAAAAUUUCGAUGCAAAUCGAAGGGAUCUAUCGUUUCCUUUUAUCUUGCGGCGAUAUUUUGCGUCCUUUUUAAUAUACAGGAUGUGCGAUAGUUCUAGCUGCCGAAGAUCUUCGUCUUCUAUUUCAUUUUCUCCAAAAUGUAGCUCUGGAACUCGAGUUUUUUAUUUUUUUUAUGAUAGUAUCGACGUUUUUCUUUCGAUUUUUCAGUAUUGCAACGUUGCCGUUCCGCAACUGUAGAUAUUAUAGAUUUAUUUGAAGUCAUUUCUCAAAAAUUAUUCGCUACAAUUUUCACCCUGUAUAUUUUUCACGAAUAUGAAAACUGAAGGCAUCCAAUAUAUAUAGUCACAUAGACUCAUGUUUUCUUAAUCGAUUCAUGUCAAAAUGAAAUCGAUAUCUCGAAUGGUUUCGAAAAUAUCGAAUUUUGUAUACAAUCACGUCAAAAUUUUUUCGAAAUUCUGACAAAAAUGUCAAAAUUGCGGAUUUAUAGUGAUGGUCACAUAGACUCAUGUUUUCUUAAUCGAUUCAUGUCAAAAUGAAAUCGAUAUCUCGAAUGGUUUCGAAAAUAUCGAAUUUUGUAUACAAUCACGUCAAAUUUCUUUCGAAUUUCUGACAAAAAUGUCGAAAUUGCGGAUUUAUAGUGAUGGUCACAUAGACUCAUGUUUUCUUAAUCGAUUGAUGUCAAAAUGAAAUCGAUAUCUCGAAUGGUUUACAAAAUAUCGAAUUUUGUAUACAAUCACGUCAAAUUUUUUUCGAAAUUCUGACAAAAAUGUCGAAAAUGUGGAUUUAUAGUGAAGGUCACAUGGACUCACGUUUUUUCGAUUGAUUCAUGUCAAAAUGAAAUCGAUAUCUCGAAUGGUUUCGAAAAUAUCUAAUUUUGUAUACAAUGACGUCAAAUUUUUUUCGAAAUUCUGACAAAAAUGUCGAAAAUGCGGAUUUAUAGUGAAGGUCACAUGGACUCACGUUUUUUCGAUUGAUUCAUGUCAAAAUGAAAUCGAUAUCUCGAAUGGUUUCGAAAAUAUCUAAUUUUGUAUACAAUCACGUCAAAUUUUUUUCGAAAUUCUGACAAAAAUGUCGAAAAUGCGGAUUUAUAGUGAAGGUCACAUGGACUCACGUUUUUUCGAUUGAUUCAUGUCAAAAUGAAAUCGAUAUCUCGAAUGGUUUCGAAAAUAUCUAAUUUUGUAUACAAUGACGUCAAAUUUUUUUCGAAAUUCAAAAGUUAAAAAAAUCGAUUUUUUUACAAAUAACUCGUUUCCUAUGGGUUUUACGCUAUUUGUAUUUAUUAUCAAUAUUGUAGAGCGUUAAAUUUUCUACAACUUUUGUUUGAAAUAUUUUUUCAUACGGUGAAUCGUUUCUGAGAUAGAGGGCGGUUAGAAUCCCGUUUGAAAUUAACUAGUAGCCCCGAUUAGGGCUGGGCAAAAUAAUCGAUUAAUCGGGUGAUCGAAUAAUCGGAAAUAUAAAAAUAUUAAUAAGAUAAUCUUGAGGUCGUAAAAAAGUUUCGCGGCUCUGACAUACACACUGUUUUUCGUACAAUCGAAUAAUUAUUUCGACAUAAUUCAAUAUCAGAAUCUUACUUCCAAAUAUCUUCUGUAGGUUCAUUAUUUGGUUUGUUUUUUGUAGGAAUCAAACCGCAAUCGUUCUUUUGAAGCUUUAUUUCCGAUUUUAGAUCAAUCGAUUUAUCGAUUAUUUUCGAUUAGACGAAAAUAAUCGAUUAUAUUUUUUGAUAAUUGCCCAGCUCUAGUCCAAAUCAAAAUAAUCUCUUAUAAAUUAUUGUUAAAUGUAUAAUUAUAAAUAAUUUUCAUUUUUUAUUAACACAUACAAAUAUCGUAAAACCCAUAGGAAACGAGUUAUUCGCAAAAAAAUCGAUUUUUUUCAACUUUUGACGCCCGAUUUUUGAAGUUGUUCGCAUCGAAUUAUAUGUGAGUUUCGAGAGGAGUUUUAGGAUGUUAAAUGAACGAGUUUAUAGCUGGGUAUCUCGAUUUUUCGAAAUUAUUGGCCUAAAUCUACCUAAAAUGAUUAAACUAAUUCUUUUUAAUCAUUAUCACUAGUAAUAACCCAAAAACAUUACGAAAUUUCGUUGCUCGGAAACAGACAACAGGUAAUCGAUUAUCUAGGGAUUUUUGUUGCUUCCGUUGGUAAUUUAUAAAAAUAUUCAUCUCCAACAUUCGUAAAGGUUGUUGAAAUAAAAUGUACUAAUGGUCAAGUUUUAUAAAAAUGAGGUAAUUUUAGAAAAAUAUGAUUAUAACAAACUGGUUGUUACAAAGUAUUUAUUUACAUAAAAAAAAUAACACCGCCACUAUUAAAUUAUAAACUACAACAAACAGUUUUUCAAAAUGAAAAAAUUUAACCUCACUUUUAGCACAUUUCAAAGUCGUAUAUUUUAUAAUGUAAUAAAUCAAAGUUCGAGAACUUCAAUCGUUCUGGAGUUCUAAGAAAUGGGAUCCUAGCAAUUUCUAGCUACGAUUUUUUACUCCCUUUACCAAAAGGACCUCACUUCUUCACGGUUGUUUUCGUCCCCCGUCCACUCUUCAUCUGAUUUUUUCAAAUUCCUUCAUCUUCUUAUCGGUUUAAACUUUUGUCGUAACAUUCCUCAAUCUUCUAAAUGCCAUCUUGGACGUAGACGACAUAGAUCUUGUGAUGGGCGUCCUUCUGGAAAAUUCCAAAUACAGAUGUUCUUUGAAAAACUUAUCUAGAACCUUUCAACGUUAUUUGGUAAACUGUAAAACAUGCCAAAGUGCUAAAACUCUUUUGGGUAGCGGGAUAAUCGUGAAAGUAUUUCUGAGUCAAGCGUGGAUUCCAUAUUUUCUGUAAUUAGCAGAAUGGGAUCCAGGAUUUUGAUGCAACAAAAAAAUUAAUCAGAACAUUCUGUAUUAAACGUAUAAGUUCAAUCUUUGGGGCUCUAUGAAGAACUCCUUUUAUGUAUUAUUGGUAAAUUAACUUGCAUAAACUCCACCAAAAAGACCCUUAUCAUAACCUGUUUUGUCUGCUUAACCUCGAGUCUAACUGUCGAAGUUUUGAGACUCCGUUUAGACAUUCCUUGAGACAAGAUUCUCUUAGAGCCAUUCUUUUAACACCCAGAGAAUCAAGUAUCCAAAAAAUUUGAUGUUUUCGUAAAAGAUUUUGUAUAAAGUUUCGGAUAUUCCAAUACGAAGACCGUUUCCUUGAGGUAUUUACCAAAUUAUCUGUCAUGAUUGAUGAUCGACCUAAACGGGCUCAUUAUCAACAAAAAUUGGUGCGUUGGUAAAUAAAAUUAGCAAAUUUGAACAUCGAUUUGUAUAAAAAUUUGAUUUGUGCAUGCUUAGACCAAAAAAGUCUGCAUAGUUCUGAAAUCAUAGUCGGCCGUGGCGACAAGUUUCAAACUUGCAAUUUUGAACAAGUGCGUGCAAGUCGUCGGCGUCCGUUCGCCAUUUUUAAGUUUAGAAAAGUUCAUUAUCGACUUUCCUGAAGGGUGUGAAUCGUACCCGUGUUUAUGGGACGUACACGGCAAUUCUUAUAAAAACAAAGACAGUCGUUUAGCAAAAAUUGCUAAUUAAUUCGUAUCAAAAGCUUUGGAAUUGCGUAAACUUUGGUGUCAACAAAAUUUUGAAGUAUGUUGGGCAAAUAAGGGAUCCUCUGCUGCGCGUCUUCCUAGAAGAUUUGCCGAAGCACCCGACAUAGUGAGCACUGUGAAAAACUUUGGUUUUUUGCUUAUAACAAGAACUAGCGCGACAACUGGCCCCAUUAAAUCCACCUCUAAGUCCGGCCAGGUACUUCUGGAACAAUCCUCGUACACGGGCCUAAAAUUCGAAUCAUUAUCUUGCGCGUCGCGGUCAUUAUGACGCGCAGGGCCGAAAAUUCAACUUUCGGCCCUUGUAGUGUGAUUUUUAACAGAAAGUAUUGGUCCCAGCACGAAAGUACGUACUUUCGAUCGAGGUAUGAAGAAAAAUCUAAUACAUUACACGGGCAAAAAGCUGAAAUUUCUGUUCUGCGCGUCGUGGUUUUUCGCCUCGGGCGUUAUGACGCGCAGGACCGAAGAUUCAACUUUUGGCCCCCAUUUUCUCUAGCUCAGUAGCUUCAUAAAUUGAUAAUGAAACGAAUAUAAAUACUAUUUUUAACAACCAGUUUAAUUUAUUAUAUUUUUUAUAAAUCCGUAGGUAAUUUUAAAAGACAUGCCGUUUUUUGUUCGUUGUCCAUUUUAGAUGUGAUUAAAAACAUUGUAAACCAUUUUGUAAUACUUUAAUUCAAAUAAACCGAUAUUUUUUUGGAAA